Messenger RNA from Caenorhabditis remanei, 495 nucleotides. RefSeq lists its product as uncharacterized. The transcript has a single exon. The coding region runs from base 1 to 495 and encodes 164 amino acids. NCBI's taxonomy places the organism in Eukaryota, Metazoa, Nematoda, Chromadorea, Rhabditida, Rhabditidae. The record is from RefSeq and is a predicted model, not a curated record.
AUGUUGUUUGAUCAACAACUGGAUUUCAAGAAGCUCUGUAUUUGUCUCAAAGGAUCAAAUGAUGAAAACUUGUUGUGGAACCAGAUAUCUAACAAACUUGGACUAGUUGAGUGUCUUAGAAUCCUAUCCAAUACUACUAAUCCUGGUUUUAGACCAGUUAUCACAUCAUGGCCACAAAAAAUUAGUAUCUUGGGUUCUGAUUGGUUCACUGUGGAGUUUCUUUUGGCGUGCACUUCCACUAACAUUACACUCGAAGAGUCUUAUUUGGGAAACAAGGAUUUGGAUGAGGUACUCAGAAAAUGGAGAGCUGGAGAAUUACCGAAUCUAAAACAUCUGAAGAUUACUAGCCUGAGCUUCACAGAUGAUAGAGAACAGAUCUUAGGAAUUAAUUUGAACGAAUUGAACGGAAUGGUUAUCCAAUCUGAUAAUGGGUCAAAGACGGCAGCCAUUGAACUUAACCAACAUUGGAUUCAAAUGUCUGUGACUCCAGUUUGA